This is a messenger RNA of Dentiscutata erythropus, 540 nucleotides long. Lineage: Eukaryota; Fungi; Glomeromycota; Glomeromycetes; Diversisporales; Gigasporaceae. The record is from the annotation of a GenBank genome assembly.
AUGCAAGAUUAUAAUGAGAUUGAUACUAAAGCCCUUAUCUAUGCAAAAAGAUGUGAAGGACAAUGCUUGGCUAAAGUUAGAUCAAACCCUAAUAUUUAUUUAUGGGUUUAUAAAAAUCAGCAUCGAUGGGAAGCAUCCUAUAGAGAUAUGAAACGAAAUUAUAGGUGGUGCAAUAGUUGUCCUUAUAUAUUUGAAAGAUCAUGUCGAUAUAUAUUCGAAGAAUUAUUACAUAAAAAAUUCCCACCUCGAAAACCUAAAUUUUUAGAAGGCUUACAACUUGAUGGAUAUAAUGAGGAAUUAUAUUUGGCCUUCGAAUACAGUAGCAAUCAGCAUUAUCAAAUCGUUCCUUUUUUCCAUCCACAAGGACAAAUUAAUUUAGAUGCACGAAUUCAACGUGAUUGGGAGAAGAGAGCACUCUGUUUAAAGAAAGCUGGAUCUGCAAAGAUUUUCUCACCUUCUAAUGAUUUUUUUACAGCUUCAUUGGGUGAUAUGUGUAUUAACUUCGUAGAGGAAUCAUUAUAUUUAUCAUUAUUAAUGUGA